CUUGCUAUUAGAGUAAUUCAAUGAAAGCUUUACCAUCCUUAAACCGGAAGUUGUGUCUGUUCGUCGAACCCAUGAAAACAAGUUUUAAAAUCUUUUCUAUGGUUUUAGCUCGAUAAUGGCAGAGAUGGAGCAAGAGAAUGCUUUAGAUGACUCACAACUUGUGAAUAAACCAAUGUGGUUUGAAUUUGUUCUAAAUGAAGAACUAUUAGAACAACAUCUUGCUCAAAACCCACCAGACCCAAGUGCUACAGCGUUGAUACAACAGUUUCUCAAUCAGGCUGAAAUCUCACAGAAACUUGCAAAGGAUGAUAAAGAGGGCGCUGCAAAGCAACAAGGACAAGACAACAAUACAGUGGAAAAUGAGGAUGGCGGAGAUGUUGAGAAGCGUCUACGCAGAAUACACACUCUAAAGCUGCUAGCCAUGAAGUCUGCUGCAUAUCUUAAAUGGGACCUCUCCAUACUACAAGACAAGCUCCCUUUGAUGGUUGUCCAGGCUGUACUUCUAGAACUGUUAUGUUGUACUCUGAAUGAUGAUUGGGAAGUGACCAAGCAUACCACACUUGAUUACACAUCAAUACCAGAUGAGGCCUGGUUCGCCUUACAGCUCUAUCAUAGAUGUUGUGUGCAGUGCGUGAUCCAAGAGAGUUUUCCCCACAGACAGACACAGUCAGCCAAUAUUGUGUUGCCAGGACAACCAGCUGUGUUACCAGGGCAACCAGAUCCAGCUACCCAACUUCAGGAAGCCAACUCUCAUGUUCUUAUACAGAUAAAAGAACAGUUAAGCAUAUCAGGUCAAGUACUGAAUAUGUGCCUUCACAAUUGUCGUCAUUUACGCGUUCCGACUCUACAGUGCUUCGGAGCCAUGUCAGACAGUGGCUCCCUCUUUCAGUGGGAGAAGGGUGAUGUUCUUUCCAAAGACCAGGUUCAGUGUCAGCUUCUUUAUGAUCUUGGCUGCCUGAGAUUCUAUGAACAGAAUUACACAGAAGCACAUGAACUCUUUACUGAAACUAAGACAUUACUUGACAAGAUAUCUGAGUGCCCAUCGAGCACUGGCUGGGAAGGCCAGAUAGAAAGGUCGAGACUGGAGGGCUAUUGUACUGCAUGCCAUGCCCUAAACAAUAUGCAAGCACCAGAAGUGAAAGCCAAGAGUUCAAUACUGGAGCAAAUACAACAAUGCAAACGACUUAGAACUAAUGAUGCCCUUGUUGAUUUACUCCUGAAGGACAAUGAAACUAGAGAACUGUCCAGAUCCUACAGACAGACAUUGCAAGAUGAUCUCAUAUAUGACAGGGAUGUGUAUAUAUCACUAUAUACAUGUAACACUGUACACAGACUAUUGGAUGCAGAACCUCAAGUCUGCACACACUAUAUGGCAAUGAUACAUGACUUCACCAGCCAACAACUCGCAUUCCUGUUCAAAGCUCUUGACAGGGCAGGUAGAAUGGCCACUAAAGAUCAGAAGCAUCACAUCAGAAACUUCCUCAGGAGUGUGUUAUCAAGACUAAGUGUACAGACAUCUGAGAUACUUCCAUUGUUGACCCAGAACAACCUUAUGCAAUACAUAGAGAACAGUGACAGCUUACAGAUAUUACUUGCUGCAGAGAGCAGACCUUGUUUCAAGCCUGACACUUCAUUGAACCAUUGGGAAACGCAUAGUAAUGAACCAGGAGUUCUAGAGAAGGCUCUUCUACUGUCCUACGAUCCUGCUGAAAUUAAAGCUAUUCUACAACAGUUGCACCCAAAGUUGGGCUGGGCUGUUAAAGGUCUAAAUGAAAAGUGGAAGUUACAUCGUGAGCUCCAGGCCAUUUUUGACAGUUUCCCUCAGGGCCUUAACCAAAGUUGGUGCUUUAUAGUGGUUGCUAAGGCCAGACAGGCCUUACAAAUGAAGCUAUACAGCAAAGCCAAAGAGUUACUACUGACAGCUGAAAAGACAAUUAAAGAGUUCUCCUACAAGCUUGUUAAACUGAUUCGCUGGGAGGUGCUACUAGCUGACCUUCUGUAUUAUCAGAGACAUGGCACUGUUAUGGAGGGGGUUGCUAAACCAGAACUACUGAAGAAAGCCAAGGCAUGUGUAACAGCAUACAGAUUAGAAUCAGAUAUCAAACCAGGCCUGGAGACAAUGACAUACUCGCUGGCUUUCCUACUGUGUGUGGAGGAAUGGGAAUACAUCUGCCACGCUACCAACACCACCAACGAAUACAUACAGUUUGCCAGGGCUGUAGCAGAGACAUGCAAGGAACUACCAGACAUACAGAAUGCUCGCAAACCAAGUAGAAAUCUAUGGGACACAGUGGUUCAACUAUACAGUGGUACAGGGGGACAGAAAAGUAUGGAACAACUAUCCCAGCAUUCCUUCCUCACAUUUGCCCUCAAAAUACAAGGCUCAUUAUGCUUGAGAGUUCUGCUGUCUUGUGUGACUAAACUCUACAGCAUUGUGAAAGAUACAACAUGUGAAAUAUCCUGUGAAUAUAUCAGUCUCUGGCCCACUGCACUACCAACUUCAGGUGGCAUCAACCAAUCAGCUCUUGGGGAUGGUGUUUGGAGAUUGAUGGAUCAUUCUAUCGAGACCUCACCCAACAAUGCUCAACUGUUACGUACAAAGGCUGAUAUUCACUAUGCCUGUCAACAGUAUAUGGCCGCAGUACAGAGCUACUUAGAGGCCGGGGCAGUGAGUAGCCAUUACUUUAGUCAACCUGUGCCUCUUAAUAUAUACAAUGAUGCCCUAUACCGUAGACUGAUCAAGUGCUGCUCGAAUCUCAACAAUCAUACACAGGUAAUAGUGCUAUGCCAGCUGCUAGAUGAUGUGGAUUACUCACUUGCAUUCAAGUCAGCACAAGAGAAAGGGACUUGUGAUGCCAUGGAUACCUAUUAUGAUUUCAUAUGGGAUAUCACCAUCCUGGAGUACUUAGCCAAUCUUCAUCAUAACAGAGGGGAGGAAGAUAAACAACAGAUUGCGCUAAAGGCAAUUAGUUGCUAUGAAUUGAACAGUAGCAAUACAGAGGAGAUCCUACAUCAAGCUGUUGAGAAACGGAAGUUGAAAUUUUUACGGACACUUGCCAAUCAAUAUUGUAGAGACAAUUCAUCAUAGUACUAUACUGAAUAGAAAGGAUGAGUGGUCUUUUGAUAACAUCAUUGAACUAUAAACUGCAUUUGUCAGUUUUGUAAAAUAAAGUGUACAGUUUUAGCAAUGUUUGGAAAUAUGCAGGUAUGUUAGACAUACUUGUCAAUAUCUCAGAAGUAGAAAUCAUGAAAUAUAAAUUUAAAAGAUAUAAAGAUAUUUGUCUAUUCUGUGAAUGAUUAUUCCUACCUCCAUUAAAUUUAUACAUGGACACAGGGGCUGUACCAAUUAUGUAUGACAGUUGAAUGUACGGGUAAGAUACAACAGG
This is a messenger RNA of Owenia fusiformis, 3386 nucleotides long. Lineage: Eukaryota; Metazoa; Annelida; Polychaeta; Sabellida; Oweniidae. The record is from the annotation of a GenBank genome assembly.